AGAGCUGAAAAAACAGAAGUAUUAAGCGAAGACCUGCUACAGGUAAGAGUCAAAAGGAAGUUUUGUUAGUGUGUCUUUGUGUUUGUGUGUGUGUGUGUGUGUGUGUGUGUGUGUGUGUGUGUGCAUGCAUGUGUGUGUGCUUAUAAAGUAUAUAUACAGUGCAUUCGGAAAGUAUUCAGACCCCUUGACUUUUUCCUACAUUUUGUUACGUUACAGCCUUAUUCUAAAAUUGAUUAAAUAGAUUUUUUCCUCAUCAAUUUACACACACAAUACCACAUAAUGACAAAACAAAAACAGGUUUUUAGAAAGUUUUGCAAGUGUAUUAAAAGUAAAAAACGGAAAAAGUACAUUUACAUAAGUAUUCAUACCCUUAACUCAGUACUUUGUUGAAGCACCUUUGGCAGCGAUUAUAGCCUAGAGUCUUCUUGGGUAUGACGCUACAAGCUUGGCACACCUGUAUUUGGGGAGUUUCUCCCAUUCUUCUCUGCAGAUCCUCUCAAGCUCUGUCAGGUUGGAUGGGGAGCGUCACUGCACAGAUAUUUUCAGGUCUCUCCAGAUAUGUUUGAUCGGGUUCAAGUCCGGGCUCUGGCUGGGCCACUCAAGGACAUUCAGAGACUUAAUAAUAAUAUAAUAUAGAGACUUGACCCUAAGCCACUCCUGCGUUGUCUUGGCUGUGUGCUUAGGGUCGUUGUCCUGUUGGAAGGUAAACCUUCGCCCCAGGCUGAGAUCCUGAGCUCUCUGGAGCAGGUUUUCAUCAAGGAUCUCUCUGUACUUUACUCCCUUCAUCUUUCCCUCAAUCCUGACUAGUCUCCCAGUUCCUGCCGCUGAAAAACAUCCCCACAGCAUGAUGCUGCCACCACCAUGCUUCACCGUAGGGAUGGUGCCAGGUUUCUUCCAGACGUGACGCUUGGCAUUCAGGCCAAUGAGUUCAAUCUUGGUUUCAUCAGACCAGAGAAUCUUGUUUCUCAUGGUCUGAAAGUCCUUUAGGUGCCUUUUGGCAAACCAAGCGAGCUGUCAUGUGCCUUUUACUGAGGAGUGGCUUCUGUCUGGCCACUCUACCAUAAAUGCCUGAUUGGUGGAGUGCUGCAGAGAUGGUUGUCCUUUCUCAAAGGUUCUCCCAUCUCCACAGAGGAACACUGGAGCUCUGUCAGAGUGACCAUCGGGUUCUUGGUCACCUCCGUGACCAAAGCCCUUCUCCCCCGAUUGCUCAGUUUGGCCAGGCGGCCAGCUCUAGGAAGAGUCUUGGUGGUUCCAAACUUCUUCCAUUUAAGAAUGAUGGAGGCCACUGUGUUCUUGGGGACCUUCAAUGCUGCAGACAUUUUUUGGUACCCUUCCCCAGAUCUGUGCCUCAACACAAUCCUGUCUCGGAGCUCUAGGACAAUUCCUUUGACUUCAUGACUUGGUUUUUGCUCUGACAUGCGCUCUCAACUGUGGGACCUUACAUAGAUAGCUGUGUGCCUUUCCAAAUUAUGUCCAAUCAAUUGAAUUUACCACAGGUGGACCCCAAUCAAGUUGUAGAACCAUCUCAAGGAUGAUCAAUGGAAACAGGAUGCACCUGAGCUCAAUUUCGAGUCUCAUAGCAAAGGGUCUGAAUACUUAUGUAAAUAAGGUAUUUCAUUUCAUUGUGGGGGGUUUUUCCCUACAAAAAUUUAUAAAAUCCUGUUUUCACUUCUUCAUUAUGGGGUAUUGUGUGUAGAUUGAUGAGGUAACAAAUUAAUUUAAUCCAUUUUAGAGUAAGACUUUAACGUAACAAAAUGUGGAAAAGGGGAAGGGGUCUGAAUACUUUCCGAAUACACUGUACAUACCUCUUUUCUGAAUGUGAAACUCUAACCCUAAAACAGAGUAUGUUUUGUGUGAAAUGGGUUUAGAAUUACCAAAGGCAAAGUUAAUCAGCUCCAAAAUGGAACCUCUUUAAUUAGAGACAAAGGCUGAACCUCCCCUCUGAUUUACUGAGGGAGCCAGACUACAGGCUACAGAUGUAGGAUCUUAAUUUGAUCACCCUGUUGCAGGAUUUACCAUUUUAAACGUGUAGUGUAUUUGAGGUUUAAAAAGUUUGUUAUUUCCACUUGUGUCAGACUUGAUGUUCCCUUAUGAAAAAUAUAUAAACUCCUACAAAAAUGUAGAUUAAUUAUCAUCCACAUUAUUAUUCACAUAUUCUCUUGCUGUAGCAAACUGUCUCAAAUUAAGAUCCUACAUCUGUAUAAUACCUUCAGAUUAAUGAAAUCGUCAAUGGAAGCGACAUCGGUUCCACUGGAUUGGUUUCUGAUGAGUGUAGGGAACACUUAAAGAGAUUCAGAUUACUUGUGUGUGUGUGUGUGUGUGUGUGUUUGGUUUCCGUGUGUAUGAAGAGAGAUACCAAAAUCAGUGAGCCCUGUCCUUCUUUCCAUCCAUCAGGUGGAGAAGCGUCUGGAGCUGGUCAAACAGGUGUCCCACAGCACCCACAAGAAGCUGACCGCCUGUCUGCAGGGCCAACAGGGGGUGGAUGUGGAGAAAAGGUCUGUCAGAUCGCCCUCGGUGAGUCUGCCUGUCUGCUUCUUCUAAUGCUGACAUUAAGAUUAUACAUUUCCAGGGGAGUGUUACAUGUUCUCCUGUUCUGUUUCCUGUGUAGAAAAAGCUGCCCCUUACAACACUAGCACAAUGUCUGGUGGAGGGAGCUGCAGUGUUGGGUGACGACUCACUAUUGGGGUGAGUAUGCACACACACAGUAAUUUACAUUUUAGUCAUUUAGCAGACGCUCUUAUCCAGAGCGACUUACAGUUAGUGAGUGCAUACAUUUUCAUACUGGUCCCCCGUGGGAAUCGAACCCACAACCCUGGCGUUGCAAGUGCCAUGCUCUACCAACUGAGCUACACGGGACUACUCCUUAAUUACCGAUUGAUCAUCUGCCACAUCUGUCACAGGAUGUUUUAAAGAGCGAUGAUCCAUGAUCAACAGCAGAGUAAACUAUCAACGAUCAGCUCAUUUCAAUAGCAUAUUACACUUUUUAUCCAUUAUUGUGAUAGCACAUACAGUAAUAGCACAUGCUUUGUAGUGACACAAGGUAUUGUUCUGGUUUGAGUUCUGAUUGGCUAUGCUUUCUCUGACCUCUUAUUGGCCGGUUGCAGGAAGAUGCUGAAACUGUGUGGCGAGACACAGGAGAAGAUGGCUCAGGAGCUCAUCCUGUUUGAGUUCACCAUUGAGAGAGACGUGGUGGAACCCCUGUACGAACUAGCAGAGGUACGGUAGACCAUAGCAACCAUGAUAUUUACCACGGUCAUCGAGAUUAUCACUUCAAAUUUACCACACCUGCAAAGCUUUUGCACAAGCUGGAGAACAGAAUUAUUGUAAUUGAUAAAAUGAUGAUCAGUUUAACAGGCAGGUAAAGCGCCUCUGACAUUGCCAUGUCUGUCUCCAUCCAAUCUCUCACACUACAGAACAAACCAGAGUAAAGAGUAUUUUGUUUUAUUGUGAUGUGAUUUCACUCAGGUGGAAAUCCCCAACAUCCAGAAACAAAGGAAACAUUUAGCAAAAUUGGUUCUGGACAUGGAUUCGGCACGCACAAGGUAAGAGCUGCUCACUGGCACUGCAUGAGUCUGUGUGUGUGUGAGUGUUUCAAGGUGUCUCUGUGUGUGUGAAAAUGGUGUGUGAUUUCGCUGUAUGUUCAGACAGGAAGAAACUAAAUCCCCUGUGAACGGAUCUCGUUACAGCGUUUCACGUGAAUGUCAUUGUUUGAUUGCCCAUACUGUACAGUGAGGAUCUAGACAUGGUCAUAUUCUCCACCCCUACUAUGGACAGGUGGGGAGGAUAGAGAGUGAGAGAGAGGAAGGCAGACAGACAGACAGGCGGAUGAAUGGACAGACACAGACAGACUGGGAAAUCAACAAGUGCACACUUAGGACAUAAGGAUAGAUAAUUUGGACGCAGCGGAUGUCAAUAUGUUUGCGUAGGAUGUGUAACCCCCCUCUUUUCUCCCUCUAUCCAUCAGGUUCCACCAGUCCACCAAAUCGGGUAUGUCCAGCAACGUGCAGCCAGGGGCCAAGGGCGAGCACCUCAGGGAAGAGAUGGAAGAGGCAGCCAAUCGAAUGGAGAUCUGUCGAGUCAGUCUACAUCCCCUUUUCCUCGCUCACGUUCUCUUUCUCACGCGCCUCAAGAUGUUUUCUCUGAAAUCGCUGUUUGUUUUCUGAAGUUAUGCUUUUGUAUUUUUCCAGGAUCAAUUAUCAGCGGACAUGUACAAUUUUGUGGCCAAAGAAAUUGACUAUGCAAGCUACUUUCAGGCAGUAAGUACUCUAAUAUCUAAACCCACUCACUAUGUCUUCAUUGAGGUACAGCAUGGACAUACACUAAUCUCUCUCCCUCUCUCUCUUUUGUCCUAUUUCCCUGUCUCUCUUGUUCAUUUGUCUCUUUCUCCUCCCUCCUCUCCUCUCUCUUUUCUCUCACUGUCUCUCUGUACUGUCUCUCUCUCUCUCUCCUCUCUCUCAAUUCUUUCUCUCUCUCUCUCUGUGUGUAUCUGUUUCUCUUCUUUCCUCUCUCUUUCUCCCCUCUUUCUCGUCUCUGUUCUUCUCUCUCCAUCCUCCUCUCUCUCUCUCUCUCUCUCUCUCUCUCUCUCCUCUCUCUCGCUCUCUCUCUCUCCUCUCUCUCUCUCUCCUCCCUCCCUCUCAUAUCCUCUCUCUCUUCUUCUCUCUCUCUCUCUCUCUCUCCUCUUCGUCUCUCUAUCUGUUUCUGUCAUAGCGGUCGAGCCUGCCUCUUUCUCCUCCUCUCAGUAACCACAGUCGAAGUCGCUUUUCUUUCUUCUCUCAGAGCUCUCUCCACGAAUAUCUCUCCUCAGCCUCCUAUUAAAAUCAUCUCUGCUCCAUCACUCCUCAGUCUGUACUGCCCAGUCUCUCUCUCUUCUCCUCUCUCUCUGUUUUCUAGUUGAUAGAGGUGCAGGCACAGUACCACAGGAAGUCGUUAGAGCUUCUCCAGAAUAUUCUGCCUCAGAUUAAAGCCCACCAGGGUGAGUCUGUCUGCCCAGUGCCCACCCAGCCCUCACUCAUUAUUACACACAUACAGUAUGCCAUCUCUUUCCACCGUCAACCCAGCAGUAGGAGCACUGGUGCACAUCUUUUCUAUAUUCAUCAGGGUUGGGGUCAAUUCCAUUUCAAUUCAGUCAGUUCUGAAGAUGAAUAGAAAUUCCUUCCUUUUUUUUAUGAAGUGAAGACAUUUCAAUUCAUGAAUGGAAUUUCUAUUAACUCCCUGAAUUGCUGUGGUUUAAAUGGAACUGAACCCAACCUUGAUAUUCAUAGCUACUGUAUGCUAUUAGUUUCCUUUUUACACACCCAUCAUUAUAGGAACCAAGGGCGUAUAUCAAGUAAGUUAAAGCCAACAGGGGCUGCACAGAGGCUAUAGUGUAUGUGAGGUAAUGUCAUGCCUUAGUAAUAACCUGAUUAACCUGCUGACUGUGUAACCUUGGUGCUGUGUGUGUGUGUGUGUGUGUGUGUGUUGUGGUUGACAGAGACCUGGGUGGAGAAGCCAUGCUAUGGGAAACCCUUAGAGGAGCACCUAGCCCUCAGCGGGCGGGACAUUGCCUUUCCUAUCGAAGCCUGUGUCACCAUGCUGCUGGAGUGUGGCAUGCAGGAAGAGGUCGGUGUGUAUUCCACCCUAUCACUAUGUUUACCCAUUACCAAGUGACAACAUAAUGAUUAGCCUAACCUCCUGUGUUCCUGUCCCAUUCCAGGGCCUGUUCAGAGUAGCGCCCUCUGCGUCCAAACUGAAGAAGCUCAAGGCGUCUCUAGACUGUGGGGUGAUGGACGUACAGGAGUACUCUGUAGACCCUCACGCCAUCGCAGGUGAAUUGGCAACCCAACCCCCCCAAAUACCCCUCUCCCUGUCAAUCUGCAUCUGUUACCAUGCCAACUGAUAUUGUCACGGAGAUCGUCCGGAAACCUUCCCCUAGUCUGUUUGGGUUAUCAAGGGCUCCCUGUCAACCUAAGAACAACGUAGAUCUUAUACAUAGCCUUGUUAUGAUCCUGGCUGUGUGCGAAUCUGAAUAUAGGAACAUGUAAAUAGGAACCUGAGUGAGCCUUGGAAAAUAAUGAUCUCUGAAUCCUCUUCCAUGUUUAUUUCUAAUGAUUCCAUGUUAAACAGGCUGAUAGGCAGAGCCAGCACCAAAAGGAAAGCUAAUUUGCAACUCUCUCCUGAGGGUAGAGUAGUGUCAAGGUGGAUUCACGUCACCCAGCCAAGCACAUUAGAAUCAAGUCAACAGCAGAGGGCUCUCUAACACAGCUAAUUAAAGAUGCUCCCUGGAGUGAUUGAAUGUGAUUGAAUGUGAAUAUCUAGUAGUGCAAAUAGAUACACACAAAGGCAUGCCUACACACAUAUACACACAGAAUAGUGGCACAGCUGUUGUGGUUUGCUCUGCACCGUCAGAAUGCGAGGGAUACCAUGACGUCCUGCUUCAUCUUUCCCAUACAGUACAGGAUAUAUAGUUACAGUAGAGACAUACACACUCUCUCCUUCCCCCUCUUUCUCCUUCUGUCUGUGUCUGGCAGUGUUUUAUGAUGCGCUUCAUCUUUUGGCACUGCUGUCUUUAGGCCUUAACAGUAGUAGUAUACCCCUUCUUACUUUCUUAUUUUAUCUCUCCCACUUACCCUCCCAGUCCUCUCGCUUGAUCCUUCUUUCUCUCACUCACCCUCCUCUUGUCUCGUCCCGACAGGUGCUUUGAAAUCCUACCUUCGGGAACUCCCUGAGCCACUGAUGACCUUUGAACUUUACGACGAAUGGAUUCAAGCUUCCAAGUCAGUAUCUGCUUAUAAUGAUGCUGCCAUUAGCUGAUGUUUAUUCAUUGUGUUUGAUUCAUACCCCACGCUGGUGAUUUUUUUUAUUCACUUGAAAAGGAUGAGAUCAUUGGAUAUGGGGUUUCUCUUUUACACUGAGCUGUUCUUUUGUGGUUCGUCUGGCAGCAUUCAAGACCAAGACAAGAGACUCCAAGCCCUCCUCACAGCCUGCGAGAAACUACCCUUGGCCAACGGCAACAACUUCAAGUGAGUCGCCAUCUCUGUUUCGCUCUUUCUCUCUCCCCUGUCCCACACCCACUUCGCUCUGGUCUUUCCUGGACUUGCCUGACCAUUCAAUUAUUUCAGUUUCCAUCACCUUUCACCAUUUCUAUCCCUCACUGCUCUUUUCACAUCAGGCAUUUAACCGAGGAAUCAUAGCUUUCAAGCAGCCAGAACUGGAUUUUUCUUUAUCACAAAGAGAAGUGAGAGUGGGGGGUGUAAGAAAGAUGAAAUAGAAAUCAAAAGGCUGACAGACUGCAGUGCAUGUCAGUGUCAUCUUUGAAUCUCACAAAUAGGCUUAUCUUUAGGUUGUCUUCUUUUGCGAAACACCUGUCAAAGCUGUCCUUAUCAUAGCCCAAUUGAAAAGAGCUGCCUGGGGUUAUGUCUGAGCAAUUGGUUAAUUUUAGGAUGAGCCCGAAAACUAGGAUUCAGAGAUUUAUCAGCCAAUGCAGUAUACAGUACAUGAAUGAUUAUGUAUAGUUAGUUCAAAAUAUAAAUGUAUAGUUAGUUAAUUUUUUAUUUGUUUUCUUUCAGGUAUUUAAUAAAAUUCCUCGCCAAGUUGGACGACUACCAGGACGAAAAUAAAAUGACCCCUGGGAAUAUAGCAAUAGUCUUGGGCCCCAACCUGCUGUGGACAACGCAGGAAGGGUAGGACUUAAUCUCUCUCUACCACAUAAUUUAGUCACACCAUACCUUUUUAAAAGCAAUGCCUGGUCACUGGUUGCAACUUAAAGAGAAAAAGACUCCUUAAUCAUUUCCAUUUAUCUUUAACCUUUAUAUCUCUUCACUUUUAUCAGCAUUUUAAUGAUGGUCAGUUCUCUAAUAUCAUGAAAAUGCAUAAAACUGUCCAAAUUACAUAAUACUCAUAUCUCAAGGUUCAAGUUAAUCAUUUCCAGUACAGAGUGUUCUCUCUCCAUCAAAUUAAACUAACUCCUUCAUAUCUCUUCCUCUCUCUCCCUUCAGAAACAUUACAGAGAUGAUGACCACUGUGUCCCUGCAGAUCGUAGGCAUCAUUGAGCCCAUCAUCCAGCACGCUGACUGGUUCUUCCCUGGAGGUGAGGAAGACACAGUGUCUGUUCAGCCUCUGUCAGGCACAACCGCCUCGCUCAUCCAUUAGGGCUUAAUACUGUUGCUUUAAUAUCCUUGUAUCACCGUCUGUAACGGAGCAAGUGGAGAUGAGCCUCAGCCGUCACAUACACAGUAUGACAGUCAGUCACCGACCUUAGGAGACAUUAUUCACAAUUUUAAGAGUCAGUUCAUAAAACAGGAUACAUGUGAAUUGUCACAAAAGUAACCGCCUCAUCUAUCUCUUUCCCCUCUCUCAGAGAUUGAGUUUAAUGUCACAGGAAACUACGGCAGCCCAGUCCACACCAACCACAAUGCCAACUACAGCUCCAUGCCCUCUCCGGAUAUGGACCAUUCAGAUCGCAAGCACAGUGAUCAGAGCCGACGUCCACUCAGUGUGGCCACCGAUAAUAUGAUGCUGGAGUUCUAUAAGAAGGAUGGGUAAGAAGAUCCAACUCUUGUUGCCCCUAUCUUACCCUCCACAUCUCUCUAAAAUCCUCUCUGUCUCUGAAGUCAAUUACCUAACUGCUUGUCUUCCCUCCCUGUCCUCGCUGAAAACUAUUUUCUGGAACAUGAACCAUCCCACUGGGCACACACUGGUGGAAUCAACAUUGUUUCCACUUAAUUUCAAUGACAUUACGUUGAACCAACGUGGAAUAGACGUUGAAUUGACGUCUGUGCCCAGUGGGAUUGGACAUAAAAUAUUAUUAUCGAUAUUAUUGGUUAUUACAGUAUAGUUCAGAAUAAAGGAUAUGCAUGAGCGAAGGGUAAUGGCUUGAUUGACUAGCAACAUAUCUUUUGUGUUUUGUGAAGCUGUAUGCCAUAGCAGACCUGGGUUCAAAUACUAUUUAAGGUAUUUAAGGUAUUUCAAUAAUUUUCACAGACAUUUAUAUGUAUGAAAAGUAAAGAACGUAUGCACUCACUAACUGUAAGUCGCUCUGGAUAAGAGUGUCUGCUAAAUGACUAAAAUGUAAAUUUCAAAGUAAGUAUUUUGAUAAUUUUUCUUUGAAAAUAUAAAUUGAAUAUUUGGAACUGGAAAUUCACGUAGAAAUUAUUGCCAUGUAUUUGAAAAUACUCAAAUACACAGAAAAUGUUUUUUUCAAAUACAAAUAUUUAAAUACUCCCUUGCAAUUGAACCCAGGUCUGUUUGGUCCUAGGGAUAUUUGAAAUGUAUUUGGAAGCAAGUAUUUGAAAAUAGUUUCAAAUAGUAUUUAUAGGAUAUUGUUUAGAAAAUACUCUCAAAUACUUCAAAUAGAAGUAGUUGAUUCUGCCAAAUUAUUUGAAAAUACUCAAAUACACAGAAAAUAAGUAUUUCAAAUACAUAUACUUAAAUAAGCAUGUAUUUUAACCCAGAUCUGUGCCAUAGAAAUAGCAUAAUGUCAUCUUUCUAUGUGAAUAGUUUUUCUUCAUAAGAUCAUACAAGGCUGUAAAGUCUGUAUAAGUGAGCUAAGUAAAAGGUUUUGUCUGGGUAUGAGAAUGGCGGAGAGAAUAUCACGGAAUUCUUCUUCAUCUCAGGUGAGAGAGAUAACUAGUGAGAUGGAGAGAGAGACAUGCACUGUGGGAGAUAGACAGGCAGACAGCAGGGAGCUCAGAGAAAGAGGUUGGUCCGUGGUGGUGAGUGGUGCUGUAAGCAGUUAUUGUGCUGUGCAGAGGAUUAGUUUAAAGUCAAUCAUGUUCUCACUCUCUCUUUUCAAAUGACCUCUCUGUCUUAUCGGUCCCUGUUCAGCAGAGCAGACCGUCUGAGCCCCUCAGCCCUGGGACCACAUAAUAAACCAAGCUAAUUAAACCUGGCCAGGACUGUAUAGGGACCAAUCAAUAGAGCUCUGCUCUCAUUAGAAACACACACCCCUCCAGAUAGAGCAGGAUCAGGUCAAGGAGCAUCCUGCUCCUUAGUACAAGCUAAGGCCAAUGAGGAAGUAGCAUUCCCAGCUUUGAUUCCUUUUCUUUUGUGUCCAAAUUCAAGUCCAUGAAGGCAGGUUGAUACCUCUGUUAUGGUCUUCAUUCAUUCGGGGCCUUUCUCCAAACACUAUGGGUGAUGUGUCAUGCCAUGUCCUUGACCGUGUCUUUGUUUGGUGUGUGAGAUUGUCAUCGGUUGAUAAAAUAUCUGAAUACUAUGUAGCCUUUAACUAUACAUAGUUGUACAUUGCUCUUUUAAUAGUAAACGACCACAUUAACCACUGCUGCAAGUUACUUCCUCUAUUUUGGUGUUAUUUUGGGGUAUUUUUAUGUCCGUGGGGAAAUGUUGCCCUAAUUAGCUCUAAACGAAGUGAUAAUUGGCUCACCAGAAGGACAUGCUUGGAGCUCUUUUGGGAAGGACCAUCUUCACCCCUCAAAUCCCUCUGCUCAUUACUCUCAGCAUGACUUCCAUCCCCCACAACCCUCUGCAAUACAAGCCUGAAGGCUCAACCUGCUGCCUCUCCAUCUUGGAUCCAACCCCUGACCCGACUGCUCCCGCAGUUGCUUUGAUUUAGUGUUGCUGUGAAUCAGUUAAUGGAGUUUCUCAUGAUCCUUACCCUUUAUUGUGAUGUUUUUGUCCUAUCAAGCAGCGUUAGGAAAAUUCAAAGGUACUGUACUUACUCUUCGUCCUGCCUGUAUCUCCUCUCUGUUCACCCUUGUCUAAACUGCCUGUGGAGAGAAUGCCUCUCUCUGUCAUCAUUUGUCUGUCAGUAUUCCAGUCACGAUUAUUCUCUCGUCCAAAUGACACACUUGUAAUCCUAUAGUUCAAUGUUCCCUACAGAGUGCUGCUGACAGACGGAGUGCUGCCAAAUAACUGUUGUCAAGUUCCUGUGUGAACAAUGUUCUCGCACUGUGUGUGGUUUGUCCUAUAAAUGCAUUUUUUUGCGAUGUCUGGCAUCAGAUGUACUCCUCUGAUUGCUUGACAAGUACAAACGACAAUAACAGGUGCAAACAGUUGUUUGUCACACAGAGACCAACCAUACAAAUAAAAUCAAAUUGUAUUGGUCACAUACACAUAUUUAGCAUAUGUUAUUGCGGGUGUAGCGAAAUGCUUGUGUUCCUAGCUCCAACAGUGCAGUAGUAUCUAACAAUUCACAACAAAUCUAAAAGUAAAAGAAAUAUAUAAAUAUUAGAUCGAGCAAUGUCGGAGUGGCAUUGACUAAAAUACAGUAGAAUAUAAUACAGUAUAUACAUAUGAAAUGAGUAAAGUAUAUGUAUAUAGGGCAGCAGCCUCAAAGGUGCAGGGUUGCGUAACCGGGUGGAAGCCGGCUAGUGAUGGCAUACAUCCACACUGUGACAUAUUAUUACAAAGGUUUCCUUUCCCUAGUGUUUCUACUUCAUAUAGUUCAGUAAAGAGUGUGCUGACGUUUGUAAGGACUACAGGAUGAGGCUCCCUGAGCUUGGUUGACCCCGGACCCCUGACCACUGUCUUUGAUUGGCUGUGCGUCUCUGUCCCACUGCAGCAUGGGGGUCAGGGUGAUGGACACUUCUUGGGUGUCGCGCAGGGGCUCGUCGUCAGCGCGUAAAAGCUCCUCCACGCCCCUGGGUGUGCAGCCCCCCCUCCCUCCCUCAGAUGCUCUCAUACCUGAGCAGGGGGAGGUCUCUGCGUCCCCCUCCCCAACCCCUCCUCCCGCUAGCAGUGACCGUGCCAGGUAAGGCUGUCCAUUUCCCACACUCCUCGCGUCCUGAAACUGACCCCGACACGGCGUUGUUGUACUUUUUCAGUCUAUUGACGUCUUCUAAUUCUCUUUCCCACGCAUCAUCUUCAUCUUUCUGCGAACCGAAGCCCCUCACACCUGUUGCAUGUGUUCUCAAACUUGGUUUGACCUCGUGACCUCGUGUGAUGUUGUUUUGGUUGUUGUUGUUGUCCUUUAGUCUGAUCUUCAGAGUUUCUAGAACCCUUGAAGUUAUUUUUGUGCUUGGUUUUGUUUCAUAUCCAGGUUGUAUCAGAGAGUCGUUUUUUUGUAGAGGGACAUAAAAGUAUGCUUUCUAUUUGUUUUCAGAUUGCACUUUUUAUCCAUUACUGAUAACAUUUUGAAAGUGUGUACCUUAUCUCAGAAGUAGCUUGCCAAUGCAGCAUGUACAUGUUUUUCCCUUUCCAUCCAUCAGAACAGGUUUCAUUAACACUGCUCAUGUAAGAUUGCAAAUUGAUUUUUUAUUGUAUUUGUCAAACAGUUUACUAGUUUCAUAACUUGGGUGCUGGAUGAAGAUAUAGCAUGGCCUGAAAUAAUGUUUUUAAUUUGCUCUUUUCUUUUCUAUUUUCUAUUUGCGUUCUCCUUAGACCUCUCUCCUCCCCAUCUUAACGUGACUCUGUUCAACUUUGGUUGACUAAUCCCUUCCCUGAUACAAAAACACGCACUUGUUCUCCUUCACACUACAUGAACUGCAGUGAGUGCUCACAAAUGACACAAUGGCCCACUGGACUUGCUCACAUAUAUUUUUUUUAUACAACACUUUUCAUUCCACUACAAGACCGUGACAAUAUUGGCCUCUCCCUGACUUAGAACAAUUAAAUUCCCUGUGAAAUCAUUCACAUUUUUAUCAUUGCAGCUCCGAUGACGCGUCGGACUCCUGUUAUGCCUACCCCUCCCCGGAAGAGGAGAGGCCCCCUCCCCCUUACCCCUCUUCCUCCUCCUCCUCUUUCUCCUCUUGCUACCCGCCUCCUCACCAUUUCUACCCCCGAGCACCGCAGUGCGCGCGUCCUGUCGCCCCUGGUCCCGAGUCCGUGCCCCCUGGGCCAUCCCCCCCACCUCCCCCCCGCUGGUCUGGCUACAGCCCUCCCCCACUGCCCCCGUCUUCGUGCCCCUCUCCCUCUCCCUCCCCACAGCAGCUUGAUAUCAACUCUAACCCCAAACCUUGCACCCUGCACCUGCCCAAACAGAGCUCCCUGGCCGAAGCGCCGCAUGCGUCCCCACCGUCAGAAACUAACGUCUACCCUCUCUACCUCAAAACCCCCCUCGUGCUAACCCGACACGACCCGUCCCUCGGUCCCCACCCCCCUAACCUCCCCCUGUCCGCACCUCCUCCGUGGGCUGCCUGUGGCUGUAGCCGAGAGAGAGGAGCCAAGCUGACUAGGUAAAUACUACGUCACAUUGACUAGCCACUCUCAGAGAUGGACACGAACUAUGUCUCCGUAACACACACAGGCCUGAGUGGCUCAUAAUGACAUGAUGAGAGAGAGAUAUUAGAAAACAAAGGGGAGCGUGAGAGAGAGGGAGCUCCCUCCAAAGUGCCAACAUCCUGUUUUAUACAUUUUGUUAAUUUUCUUGCUUUUGUCCUCAAUUUCAUUUUUCAAAGGGAUAUUCCUCCCAUCGUGGAACUUUUCUAUUGAAGCAUUCUAGUACCAAACUCUCCUUAUUUUAUACAAUCCAUAACUUUCCAUGUUGCCAGGGAUUUCGGGAGGAUGUUACCAAGCAACAAAGAAUAUUCAAAACUCUCAGCAAUAGCAGAAUAUAGUGGGCAUUAAUGAGUAAUUUUAAAGGGGCCCAGUUGGUCUUGGAUGGUAGUUGGAUAGUUAUGUUUCUGAAUAUGAAUUGGAUUAAGAGUGACUAAGUGAAAAAUAUGGAUGGGCUGGCAUGAUUCCUCUGCAAUCAUUGGCCUUCAUCGGAAUGGGGUCUUUUGCAUCAACAGCUGUAAGGGAUGCCUCAUUUAAAAUGUGUUCCACCCUAACUCCAAAUCCCUCCAGUCCCGAUCACCCAUCCUCAUCUGCUGUCAGUGGGCAGGGGGAUUUGGAGCUGGGAGAGCUGUCACUCACAUCCUAUUAUAAACUGGUUAGGUUUUAACCUUCAAGCUCUCUACCCAUUGGCAUUCUGUCUGCAUAGCGCCAUAAAAGGCAAGAAAAAAAAUCCAUUAAGCCUACAGGCUUGGGCUUGGAUUUUUUUUUUAUUGGCUUGUGCUCCACUGCCAUAUAGCUAGUAGUGCAUAUACUUGCAGUAGUGCAUAUACUUGCAAUAGUGAAAGUUGUCAGUGGUCACUCAGAUUAUCUGACAUUGAACUACGGGGAUUUUCAUGUCUAUGGAUGUCAUGACGUGCAGAAAUAAGGUCACCUGAUUGACAAUUGUUAGCUACAUGGCGAAGAUUGAGGCCAUCUACCCUCAAACUGACAGGCAGUGAACACACACACACACACACACACAUGAACACACGACCUGAAGAAGAUGUUUUGAAGAUGACAUAUUGUUGUUCAUAUCGCUUUCUCUUCCCCAGUACUCUGAAGAACAAUGAGCUGUCUCCAGUGAUUGGACAGCAGGGCUUCCAGGGAACAGCACCCUCUGGUGGGCUGUCACAGCACUCUUCUGAACAUAGCCCUCACACCCUGAGUAGAGGUACUGAUGGAAGUAGUGUGUGUGUGUAUGUGCGAGCGUGUGAGAGAGAGACCGUGCUGUGCACAAAGCAGCCAGAUUGUUUUGUCUUGGCUUGUCACCUCUCAAUUAAAAUAUGUGUUGCUGUUCUCUCACACUUAGCAUUCUGUCUGAUCUCUCCACAGCUAAGAAGCUGGCCCCAAUCCCACCUAAACCCUACUCUCAGUCUGGGGGAAUGUCGGACCAGUCUACAGGUCAGCCAUCUCCAGUCAGUCUGUCCCCCACCCCUCCUAGUACCCCCUCCCCAUACGGCUUCAGCUACCCCCAGGGCUACGCCACCAUCGGCUCCCCGGGACAGGCCCAGGCCGCCACCCCGUCCCUCUCCUCCCCUCCCUCGCUAGCCGGCACCCUCACCAAGGCUAGGCCCACUCCCAAGCCUCCCCGGCAGAGGCCCAGCCUACCCCCGCCGCAGCCCCCCAGCACCCCUGGCUCCAGCCCCCAACCUCUGGAGCACGGUGGCGGCCUUCUGGAUGGAUUGUCUCCUGGAGAGAGCAUGUCCACAGGUAAACGCUUCAAUGGAGUUUCAACACAGUAGGAGCCCGCCCAUAUACUCUCUUCUCUGGUAAAGGUGGAAUAUCUCACUCUCCAGUGUGCCUGCCAGAGUAUUAAUAUGGUUUCUGCAAAUUUAAUUAUUUUAUGUAGUUUGUUAAACUGCUGAUACUUUUAACCCUUUCAUCUGUGUAAAACUGUGGGGAACUCACACAAAAAAAGGUAAGAAGGUAAAAAGAUUCUAAUCACUAUCUCUUAUCUUGUACUUCCAUAUUUUUCUUUUAUUUUUUGUCGACUCCUAUUAUUGUCUGCCUACAGCGGUAUGAGGCGAGUGGUUCAAUAUGGGCUAAAUGUGAGAGGGCCUUUUAGGGUAAGCAGGAGUUCCAGUACUGUACUAAAGCCUCACCCUCCCACCCCUCCAACCAACCAACCGUCCGCCAUCCUGGCUCACUGUGGAGCUGCAUGGCUCCAGCUCUCUGUAUAUCAGAGGAGGCUGAUGGGAGGAGCUAUAGGAGGAUAGGCUCAUUGUAAUGGCUGGAAUGGAAUGAAUGGAACGGAGUCAAACAUGUUGUUUCCAUGAGUUUGAUGUGUUUGAUGCCAUUCCAUUGAUUCCAUUCCAGCCAUUACAAUGUGCAUGUCAUCCUAUAGCUCCUCCCACCAGCCUCCUCUGCUGUAUAUAUACCUGUAUACAUGACUUCUCAUAUGUAUAUAGCUAUAUAUCUCUGCUGUGUUCAGUCCACCACUAACCCAUUUUGUUGGCCUUUGCAUGGUGGCUGAGACUGGCGCGAUGCAUGGCUUGUGGAUAUGUCUGAAAAACCGUCCACUGACUCCACUUCACACAGAACACAGAAGAUUGGCGUAAUUUUGCUAUCCCAAGAAGCUUUCUUUACUGUUUUCUCCCCGAAACCAUGCCGCAUACCACCUCUGUCCUGUCCGGUGCCAACUGCCCCCUUGCUUACACACUGCACAGUAACCCCCCCCCAACCUUAUGCCACGCCCACUGAUGUUCUCGAUUAUUCCACUUCCUGUUUCGAAGUCAUUGGUUGUUGUCAAUUUCAGUGUUACACAAUGGAUGUCAUCAAUCUCACAUGACUGUGAGAUCAAAGACAAAGUAAUGACAUGGAUAAAUGUUUGUGGUGACUGCACUGGACACUGUUGGGGAAUUGUUUCUUCGCAUGCAAUUUACAGUAUUACAAACCUACCCCAACCACAAUGUCUGCUAGAAAAGUUGGAGUUACAUUACAUACUGACCUACCUCUUAUCUGUCAGUAAUUCUCUAGGAACACGGAUCAUUUUUGAGGAUGUGUGUGUGUGUAAAACAAUAGCCUGGGCUUUUGCUGACCUCCCUGCUGUGUAUAACGCAUCAUUCAGCAUUGACUUAAUCAUGUCUGGAACUGCCUUUUCUAAGCAACCACUAACAGUUAUUUUCUCUGUCUCUCCCUUAUUUUCUUCUCUCUUGUCUCUUCUCAUCUCAUGUCGAUCUUUGACUGCCCAGACUCUUUCUGCAACCUGGAUAUCCCCAUCAUCAACGUAGAACUGGAUGGCAUCUUCGACGAGCCCAAAAUGGUCCCCUACAGGAACUCAGUGGCAGUAGUCCAGCCAACCCCUAAGGCCGAGUCAGAGGAAGAGUCUGAGAGCACGAUACUA
Messenger RNA from Coregonus sp. 'balchen', 16528 nucleotides. The record is from the annotation of a GenBank genome assembly. NCBI's taxonomy places the organism in Eukaryota, Metazoa, Chordata, Actinopteri, Salmoniformes, Salmonidae.